Molecule: messenger RNA, 1251 nt
Organism: Ascochyta rabiei
Lineage: Eukaryota; Fungi; Ascomycota; Dothideomycetes; Pleosporales; Didymellaceae
Exons: 1
Coding region: 1-1251 (416 amino acids)
Source: RefSeq, a predicted model, not a curated record
AUGCAACCGCAGAAUCCCCAGUCCAGGAAGCGCGGCCAGGAUGUCAGUGAAGUAGAAAGCAGCCGAACAGCCUCUCUCAUCGAUGCGAUGAUGGCAAAUAUCCAGCUAGAGGAGAAGUUGACGUCAAAGACCAUGUUACAACGGUUUUUUUCGAUGGGCUCUAUCAUUUCAACUUCAUCGUCUUUUGCGAACCGACAACAAGAUGCUAUCGGUACCAGGUCGCAGUAUCGUUCCAUUGGAUCAGGAACUUGUGGACAAGUCUUCGAAGUUCCAGGAACGACCUAUGUCUUCAAGCUUGCCAAGCAUCCAGGCAAAGAAACCGACACGCUCUGGAAUGACUACCGUCAACACCUGAAGAUUCAAGAGGUGUUCGACAAGCUUGGUAGAAGCGAACUCCAAGUACGCACUCCUCGAGUUUGGCACUUCGUCAAUAUGGAUGAUGAAGCUUGGUGGAUGCAGAACAAAGAUCGAUUUCCGAAGACCGCCGCAGAUUGGACGAACCUGCUCUGUACAGAACGCAUCCUGCCUAUUCCGCGGCCCCUUCGUGAGUCUCUGAUCGAAGAGUACUGUCCAGAGAAGGGUAUUCAACAAGCGAAGGAGAUGGAAGAGAACAAAGAUUGUUUGGUGAGGCUUUACCUUGGGAAGAGGCGAUCACGAGUCAACACCAGCUUCUUCAGCCUUCGAAACUUUUGUCUGCAUCUCGACCAGAUGGAAGAGCUAGAGCUGAAGAUCGACCAGUUCGCCACAACCAUGGCCGAAGCUUUAGCAGUGAUGCACUGGGCUUGCCGCCUGGACGCCAACGAUGUUGAAUUCGUCGUGGGCUCUGCUCCUGAUAUCAGUGCUGAACCAAACCUCAUCGUGCCUAAGCCUCUCACUUCGAGCGAGAUCAACAAGAUGGAGCCAAACACUUCUACCUGGAAUGCUCACACCAACGACUUCAAGCAGCGACAGAUUCACAUUUGGAUGCUGGACUUCAAUCGGUGCAGGCCUUUCCAACCGGACAACCUGACUCCACUUGUGGACGCCUUCUUCUUGAACGACCCAUACUAUCCGCGCCCACACAGCCCCAAAGCCAGAGACCAAUAUCUGUGGACUCUCUUCAGAAAAACGUACGAACAAUGUAGUCAGAAGUCUCUGAAGUGGCACAAGAUGGAUGUUCAGUUCCUCAAGCUCCCUGGACAGGUCAUGGACAUGGUAGAGGAGAGACAGAAAGCGAGAGUGGAAGUGCAGCAGUCAUUGAAUCAACCAUGA